Messenger RNA from Ceutorhynchus assimilis (cabbage seed weevil), 624 nucleotides. The record is from the annotation of a GenBank genome assembly. Lineage: Eukaryota; Metazoa; Arthropoda; Insecta; Coleoptera; Curculionidae.
AUGAGCGACAGAGACAGGAGCUCCGACAGGGGCGCGCGUGUAUACGUAGGAGGCCUAGAACACGGAGUGAAAAAAGAGGAUCUCGAACAGGAAUUCCAGAAAUUCGGCAAACUCAACAACGUCUGGAUAGCGCUCAACCCUCCAGGUUUCGCUUUCAUCGAAUUCGCUAACGAAACCGAUGCGGAAGCUGCCUGCGACAGCCUCAACGGAAUCGACUUUUUAGGUUCCAAACUUCGAGUCGAAAUCGCCAAAGGUAGAUCUAGAGGAGGCGGUCGAGGUGGUGGCGGCGGAGGCGGCUUCAGGGGUGGUCGAGGUGGUCGCGGAGGCGGCAGAGAUGGCGGAUUCCGCGACGGAGGUGGUUUCAGAGGUCGCGGUGGUGGCGGUGGAGGCGGAGGUUUCCGCGACGGCGGUAGACAAGGAGGCGGCGGCGGCGGCGGAUUUAGGGGCGGCAGACGAGAUGAUGGGGAUCGUUUCGGGGGCAGAGAUUUUAACAGGAGGAGCGAUUCGUUUGGUAGUGGAGGCGGUGGAAGGGGCGGAGGCGGACCGAAGAGGUUUGGCAGUGGCGGCGGACGAGGUGGCGGUUCCUACAGAUCCAGAUCGCCAAUGGGUGGCCCUAGGCGUUAA